This is a messenger RNA of Aphis gossypii (cotton aphid), 2092 nucleotides long. RefSeq names its product ATPase family AAA domain-containing protein 3 (gene bor). Lineage: Eukaryota; Metazoa; Arthropoda; Insecta; Hemiptera; Aphididae. The transcript is spliced from 12 exons. Gene Ontology annotation, cellular component: mitochondrion. Gene Ontology annotation, biological process: mitochondrion organization. The record is from RefSeq and is a predicted model, not a curated record. Gene Ontology annotation, molecular function: zinc ion binding; ATP binding; ATP hydrolysis activity. Bases 198 to 1946 code for a protein of 582 amino acids.
UUUUUUAAUAAUUCAUAAAUUUACCCUUUUUACCCAUAUAUUUUCCAUUUUUUACUUCAUUUGGAUUUAAUUGUAUAUAUUUUAUAAUAUACCUAAGGUUUUUCUUAGGUGGUUGGGGUUAAUUUUUUUUAUAAACAUUACUUUGUUAUAAAAUAUUGUUACACUAUUAACGCAUAGUGACAUAUUAAUCUUUAAUCAUGUCAUGGAUUUUUGGAAUGGGUGGUGGCAAUAACCCUGAAACACCAAACUUGGAAAAUAUAGACAGUGUUUCAGAUAAGAAACCAUCACCUCCACCAUCAUCAUCUAGUGGCGAGGCUUAUAAAUUUGAUUCAUCUGCAUUAGAACGAGCGGCUAAAGCUGCCAAAGAAUUGGAAAAGUCAAAACAUGCUAAGGAGGCAUUAGAUUUAGCUAAAUUGCAAGAAACUACUAAGCAAAUUGAACACCAAACAAAAAUAAAAGAAUAUGAAAUUCAUUUGGAACAAGUACGCAUGGAGCAAAAACGAGUUGAUGCUGAAGAAAGAAAAAAGUUGUUGGCUGAAGAAACUAAACAGCAUCAAUUACGCUCACAAUAUCAAGAUCAGUUAGCUCGCAAAAGGUAUGAAGAUCAGCUUCAGCAACAACGUGCUUCUAAUGAAGAGAACUUAAAGCGACAAGAAGAAUCUGUAGCAAAGCAAGAAGCUAUGAAAAAAGCUACUAUUGAACAUGAAAUUGAGAUGAAAUCUAAAUUAGAUGCUAAAAAAUCUGAGGCCAAAGCACUAGCAAGAGCAAAGGCAGAGAGAGAGAAUCAUGAUUUAACAAUGGAACAACUCAAAUUAAAAGCUUCUGAACAUCGACAAACAGUUUUGGAGUCUAUAAAAACUGCUGGUUCAAUUUUUGGAAGCGGAGCAAAUGCUUUACUUUCUGAUUGGGAUAAAACUUUAAUGGCUGCUGGAGGUUUAUCUCUUUUAGCACUAGGUAUAUACAGUGCCAAAGGUUUUACCGGUGUUACUGCAAAAUAUGUCGAAUCAAGAUUAGGUAAACCUUCAUUGGUUAGAGAAACCUCUCGAUUCUCAUUGUUAGAAUCAGCAAGACAUCCAAUUUUAACCUUUAAGGAACUCAGAACUAAAAAAAGUAGUGCGUUAAAAGAUGUUAUUUUACCACCAAAAUUAGAAUCUAGAUUGGGUGAUGUUGCUAUUGCCACUUUAAAUACUAAGAAAAACCGUGGUAUGUACCGCAAUAUCUUGAUGUAUGGACCCCCAGGUACUGGAAAAACACUAUUUGCCAAAAAAUUAGCUAUGCAUUCUGGUAUGGAUUAUGCUAUAUUGACUGGUGGAGAUGUGGCUCCUUUAGGAAAGGAUGGAGUAACCGAAAUGCACAAAGUUUUUGACUGGGCAAACAACUCAAGAAAAGGUUUAUUGUUAUUUGUUGAUGAAGCAGAUGCAUUUUUAAGAAAACGUAGUUCAGAGCUAAUUAGUGAAAAUUUACGUGCUACUUUAAACGCCUUUUUAUAUAGAACUGGAGAUCAAUCAAACAAAUUUAUGCUAGUGCUGGCGAGUAACACACCUGAACAAUUUGAUUGGGCAGUAAAUGACAGAUUAGAUGAAAUGGUAGAGUUUGGUCUACCGGGCAAAGAAGAACGAGAACGUUUAAUAAUGCUAUAUUUCGAUAAAUAUGUUUUAACACCAGCAACUCAAAGCAAAGUCAAGUUGAAUAUUGAGAAAUUCGACUACAGUGCUUUAUGCAAACAAAUGGCAGAAAUGACUGAAGGAAUGUCUGGUAGAGAAAUUGCUAAAUUAGGAGUAGCUUGGCAAGCAGCUGGUUAUACUUCUGAAGAUGGUCUAUUAACUAAAGCGAUGGUUUUAAGCCGGUGUGAAGACGCAAUUAAGCAGCAUAAACAAAAGAUGGAAUGGAUGAGCGAAAAAGAAAAAAAUGAUUCCAGAUAUACAAGACAAAAAAGCAUUCAUUAAUAUAUAGAAUUAACUUGUAGUUAAAACUCAAAUGAAUAGUCAUCAACAUAGAAUGUUACUUAUGGGUAUUUAAAUGCCCUAGAAUUCCAUUAUGUAAUAUAUUUAAUAUUUUUGUUGUUGUAAAAUAUAUUUGUAUAGUGUUUAAA